This is a messenger RNA of Penicillium hordei, 1233 nucleotides long. RefSeq lists its product as uncharacterized. NCBI's taxonomy places the organism in Eukaryota, Fungi, Ascomycota, Eurotiomycetes, Eurotiales, Aspergillaceae. The coding region runs from base 1 to 1233 and encodes 410 amino acids. The transcript has a single exon. The record is from RefSeq and is a predicted model, not a curated record.
AUGGUCUUGUUCGCAGUAAGAACGGACAACACUGGUUUCGAUUCCAACAGCCCGGAAUACGCGUUGUACAAGAAUACUAGGUUCAAGGACUGUUACAACACCCCUCUGUCUGCCAUCACGUACAAUUGCUCCGCUGUCAAAGCCUCUUUACAAGACCAGAACACUGUUGUGGGAAUGACCACACCGUCUUUGUCAAUUCCGAAUAAUUCGAAUGAGAACAAAACCGUUUACAGCUGGUGUGAGGUAAUGAGCUGUCUCAAUGACCUUAAGGUGGUACCAUCCACACCACGCCCAUCGGCCUUCUGGGCGACGAGCCUUGAAGUAUGGAACAAGGCUGCUAUCACUUUCAUUACUUCAUUUUGGCAACUCCACAAGCUUCAAAAGGCCCUUUAUAGCGACAAAGAUACCUUCUGUAAAGGGAUAGAGUGGGAUACUUGGCUUAUCAUGGCCUGGGAUCUCGCUUCGUUUAUCUGGUGGUGCUUUGGUUUUGGCAGAUUUGCCAUGUUUCCAACACGAUACCCUAUGCCUUCCAUGCUAGGCUGGGUAUCGCUAUGGAAGUAUUGUUAUAUGAUACACUAUCAUCCAUUUGAGUGUGUCCUCCGACCCUCUCCUAAAACGGCACGAAAUAUAAGGUGGACACUCUACAUUUUAGCAACUCUGCAGUGGAUAGCUUCACUGUAUAUCUGUGUGUUCACAUGGAAAUGGGGUAGUAAGCAUGUCUCACGCUAUCCUGCAUAUGAAUGCCUCACCUCUCGCAUCCAGGAUGCACCUGGCACCUCGUCGUGCUCAGCAGAGCAAAUCUGCUCCAACGAGCUACUGUUCAAAUCUUGGGUCUUCCACUAUCCCUAUCAAUUCAUCGAUGGUUACGUUUCUCUUGCAUGUCUGGUUUUGGGGCUUUCCUUCAUUGCUAUUGUGAUGAUAUGUUCCCUCGGCGCAUUCCCGUUGAUCGCAUCCCUGGUGAAAGGGGGGAGUCCUGGAAAAUGGAGGAAAAAAGCAUCUAACUUUGAUUUCGGGUAUGCCGGUGGUGUCGGGUUGGCAGGAGUUGCGUGUAUACUUAUUGCUGCUUUGACCGGCGUUGAUGCAAUCCAGGCACUUGACCGUCCUCGCGAGGGUGCUAUUGGAUUUAACUGGGAGUGCAAUGCGUUGCAUGUCACAGUGAGCUCAUGGAGGUACUACUUGGAUGUUAAUUAUGAGCUACCAGUACGAGCGGCUAGAAUGUGGUUUAAUUCAUGA